CUGAGUGUGCUGGAGGGAGGAGAUACAGGCAGCGAGGCUGCAGAGCUGUGAGAGUGACCCAAAACAAGACAAAGUGUGUGUCUCAGUGUCUGUCGGAGGGCAUCUUCAAAGCAUUUAAUUGACAGACCGACUGACUGGAAGCAGAAUAUCUGGCAAGGGGUUUUUACAUCAUCAGACACCAUGGCAACAAAGCCAGUGGAAUGGCAGGAGCAGGGUCGAGUCAACGCGCUGGACGAGUGGGUCGAGGAGCUGUGGCCGCAAGGCAAAGAGAGUGCAACCCUGAGCCACAACUCCACUCUGCAAGAUAAAGAUGCUCCAAGGGCACAACCCGAAGAGGACAUCGACGCCCUAGAGCUAGGAGCUCAAGACCAAACACUGGGCAGCAACCAAGCGCUACUAGGAACCAAAACAUGCGAUGAAACCACAUCGGAAAAUCUGGAACAUACAAGAAUUAGUAGCUGCAUCCCCACAGAGACACCAGGGAUGGGGACAGUAUUAGAUGAAAAAUCCCGGGCUCAAGAGGAGAAGUCAGUUGAUUCACGCAAAGCUGCUUUCCCGACUCCUCCCCUCGGUGCUUCAUCCAUGGAGGAAUGCUUUGAGAAAGAGAGUCUUUCCACCCUGGUGAGGGAGCUGGAUGAAUUUAUGUUGGACCCAACAGAGGACCUUUCGUCUCCCGAUGGACAAAAUAGUCUUGAACGGCCACCUCUUCUCUCUAAGCCCGCAAAUACAGAGUUAGAUGCAUUAUCGGAGGAGACGACUACAGAGGAGAAUGACACACAGCCGAACUUCUUACCAGAUGGUUUUGACUGUAGUGAACCUGAAGAUAAGAUGUCGGCUGUAGCUCCUGAAUCAAAUUCAGCAGCUCAUUCUCCUCCCUUUGCCAGAAUCAAUGGAGCAUCAAUCACAACACUAGACGCAGAGGGCAAGCCUUUCCACCCUUCACAUUCUCCCAAUACAUCAGUUUCCACUGAACAAGACCCAACGUCAACCUUCCCUGCAUUUUUGUCAGCCAAACCGCAGGGGGAGCUGUUGCCCCAGAGCCAAAGGGAGCUUACCCCCAGGGGAGUAAACCAGGAAGCUGCACAACAGGUGCUCUGCAAGAGCGCCUCACCUUUGUCUACUGUUGUCAUGGAGCUGUCUGAUCGGGGUGGGGCGGGGUCUGGUUUUGCGGUCGCUGUGAGAGAAAAGCGCAGCAGGGCGGGGGACCGCACACUGAGAGGAGGCACGCAGACAGGUGGAGAGGGAGCGCAGAUCAAGACUGUUGAGCGGCAACGCGUCCGAGAACGGCCAAAAAAUUCCAAAACCGUCGAGAAGCAAAAGAUUGAGAUAGAUAAACGCUGCUGCUGCGUGCCUGCUAAACACAGCAGGAUGGAGACUGACUCGUGUGAUGAUAGCCAGAGCGAUAGUGGAGUUUCAGCGGACUUCUCCCCAUGCAGCACCUUGGAGGGCACCACCAUUUCCACAGCCUAUCCAGCUGCUGCGCCCAAAGAGACCCCCAUCGAGAGGGAGAUGCGGCGGGCCGUAGAACGUGAACACAGUCUGAGGAGAUCCAGAGGGCUUCCGAAUCCACCCACCUCGCCAGAGUAUGUAGAGAUCCCUUUAAGAAAAACUAUUCUCUGCCAGUCCGUAACUAAGUCUGAGAGGAGUCACUGCAAAGACAGGCAGUUAGCGGGCAAAAAGAUGGAGCAAGAGAUACACGAGGAAGCCGAGAGGGAGCAGGAUCUGGUCAAGCUGGGCAAAGUUCAAGGCUUCUAUGACAAAGGCACAGUCCGCCAAAUCAAAGAGAGGAAACAGAUUUUCGAGGCCUUUCAGAAACCCAGUGACUCAACUUUGAGUGUGUCAGCCCAGAGUAAGCCCACGUCCUGGUCCUCUGCCAGUGACGUUUCAACCCUGGAGAACCAGGAGGACAUCUCAUCGCAGGCAUCCACCAUAGGAGGGUCAUAUUUGCCCACUCAGAGCACGAGCUCAGUCAUGGGAGGUGGUGACCCCGCUAGGACUCCCAGAGGACCAGGGUCAUCUGAGGGCAUGGCCUGUAAAGUCAUCAUCCUAGAAAGCAAUAUCAGUGUUCCAGCACAGAAGCUCUGCCACGCCAAACUGGAGGCAGGGCCCGUCACUGUAGUCAACUCUGGGCGUCCGAGCGUCUCAUCUUCUAGGACAGGAGGACGGGGUAGGAUUAAAAUGAGCGAGCAGCAGGAGGAGGAGGAGGAUGAGGAGGAACCCAAGGAGAAUCCCUUCUUCAAGCUGCGCUCCUCAACAAAUUUGGUCAAAGUAGAGCAAGACAUCCGGGAGACUCAAGAGAGAGAAAAGGAGCUUCACAACCAGAGGGCCAGUCUGUAUGGGGGCACAGGAGAGAAGGAAGGAAGAAGCACGCCAGUCCCCACGUUGUCAACCUCUUCGUCACUGAAUGGUCUGGCUUUUCCUGACUUACCUGCGUCGUCAUCCAGAGGGGGAACUAGACACACAGCAGGACGCCAGUCAGUUGGCAAGUUGGGGCUGUGGCCUCCAGGUCAGCCUAAAGAGGAGAGGAUUGACCAGCCAGAGUUCCCACAGAGUCCUCGGACCCCGAGACAGAAGAGCCCUCUUGUGCAACGCUGGGAGUCGGGCCUAGUCAGCGAACACAACAUGGAAGACAACUGAAGAACCGCUGAUGGACCGAAAAGUGGGGAGGAAGGUUCAACCGAGACCCGUAGUUUAUUUUUAAGUGGAGAGCUGAAAGACUGUCACAGAAAAAAAGAAGAUCAGUGUCUGGAAAGUGGGAGAAUACUAGAGGAGGAAAGAGCAAGAAAGAGGUUGAGGAUUGAGGCCACAAAUGAGGUCAGGAGGAUUGGGAGCGAGGAAAAGGAUUGGUGGUGGACGAAAAACCCUGAAGAUUCCUUUACCAGGGCGGUUGGGGAGAAGGAGGGCUGCAUAUUGAUAAAUAAACCGUUGGUUUGCUUCUGGUGCUGGAAAACUCCAAGAUUACCAAUGUAAAAAGGCAAAGAAAAUAGUAGAAAUGCAAAUAUAUUGAGAAUUUUCAAACUCUAAUGAAGUUCUUUACCAUUUUACUCAUUUGUUGAAACAAUUUCCUGCUUGAGAAAAAAUGUGUUAUUGCCAAUUUUAUGACACAUAGUUGCUAGUUUAUUGCACCUGUACAAUCUACCGUGGUCCCAUACAAUGUAAUAAACCCCACCUUUGUGUAUCUCAGUCUGUUACUGAAGUUGAAGCAAUUAAACCCCAUUUAUGUAUUCGAAGGGGAAGGGACUUAUAAUCACCUUUCUGCAUGAUUGAUUUCAGUGUAACACCAACACUUGCUAAAAUAUGACCGGCUUCACAGAAAUAAUUAAACUCAGUGUUCUUGUGUUUCUUUUAAUCCAGUAACUCGGUGGAUGUAGGCCAACGAUCUGAAUUAUUGCACAAUUUGUAUCCAUGAAUGACUGCUUCUUUUAUUAUGUUUCACGCAUCCCCAGUGAAAGCUAGAUUAGCGUAUUAAAGCACCUUCUUGAAGAAGGAUUUUAGAGGCAAAUAAUAUUCAAAUAAUAGCUGCUCCAUUGUUUAGACUUUUUUUUAAAUUAAGCAUUAUGUAAGUAUUUUUGAGUAAAACCUGAUCCACAUGA
Messenger RNA from Gasterosteus aculeatus aculeatus (three-spined stickleback), 3593 nucleotides. It is a transcript of the gene misp3, whose product is annotated as MISP family member 3. The record is from RefSeq and is a predicted model, not a curated record. Lineage: Eukaryota; Metazoa; Chordata; Actinopteri; Perciformes; Gasterosteidae.